AUGGCGCUCAAGGUGACCUCCGUCCUGGCCGUCUUUGCGUUCGCUCAUGCCGUCGAAGUUCAGGAAGUGAGGGCCGAGUUGUCCGCGACGGCCAGGGCGAACGCCACACACGCGAAGAAGAAGCGGACAGCGCGGAAGGGCGCCUGCGACUGCUUGCCAUGGGCAGGGGUCUACUACGACCGCCUUGCGGCGUGCGGCCGCGCUCAAGAGCUGUACUUCCUCAGCAAGUUCGGCUUCUCCGCUGCCUAUGCCGCCACCGAGCCCAUCUCAGGCUUGCCGCACAAGGUCUGUAACGACUUCCUGAAGAACCUGAAAGACGCGUCGUGCAUCAAUGUCGACUUGUUGCCUUUCCCGGCUGAUGACAACACCGACAAGCAGUGGUGCUACGUGUCCAACGAUUGUGACGUACUGAAUGGUGGCGAGGAUGCCACCAACACGAUGGGCUUCCAGCAGGCGGGGUGGAACAACCUCCAGAGCGUCAGCAACCUGUCCUGGAAGAAAGUUUGCGAUCAGGCCUCUGGGGACGUAAUCCUGAAGUACAAGACGGUCGAGGAACUGAUUGCCCUCGCCGAGGCGAACGACGUCAGCAAAUCGCGGAUGAUGCGGCUCGCCUAUCCCGUCUUGAACGCCACUUGGUCCGAGGCCAUGUGGAUCAUGGAAGCCAUCGACAAUGCCUGGGACGGGUCCACCAGCCUGAACGACAUAGUCGACUCUUUAACGGCCCCGCCCGCCACCUAUGGCGACAGGCUCCCGCAGGUAUUCUCGAUGGUCACCGAUGCCGUCAAGUCUGAGAUCGGCACGAUCCUCGACACGCCCGGGCACGGGGACAAUUUCCACGUGAUCAAGGGCCGCGAGGUAUGGAUCGUGCAGAGGAUCGGCGACGUCAUUGUCAGCGGCGCGCACAGGGGCGGUUCGAUCCUCGGCGACAUGGCCUACCUCGGUGGCCACUUCUCCUGGGAGUUCGACGUGAACUGCACCAUCGGCUGUGCCACCAGCCGCGUCGCGGCCCUCGACCUGGAGACCAUGUGA
This is a messenger RNA of Prorocentrum cordatum, 1029 nucleotides long. NCBI's taxonomy places the organism in Eukaryota, Dinophyceae, Prorocentrales, Prorocentraceae. The record is from the annotation of a GenBank genome assembly.